Messenger RNA from Hypanus sabinus (Atlantic stingray), 996 nucleotides. RefSeq names its product oxidized low-density lipoprotein receptor 1-like. The transcript is spliced from 5 exons. The coding region runs from base 496 to 984 and encodes 162 amino acids. The record is from RefSeq and is a predicted model, not a curated record. Lineage: Eukaryota; Metazoa; Chordata; Chondrichthyes; Myliobatiformes; Dasyatidae.
UCCCUUUGUCUCUCACCCCUCUGCCUCCCAAAUUUAUCAUCCCAAUCCUCACUUUCAUCUUCGCUUUCGCUAUCCCUCUUUCUAGUCUCACUCCCCUUCCGGCACCACCUCACUCACUUUAUUUAUUCGCUCUCCCUGUCUUUCCCCUUUCUCGCCCCCAUCCACUCCCAUUUUCUCGCCCAUCGCUGCAAUCGCUCACUCCUCACUCUCCUGCUCUGUCUCUUUGGCUCUCUCCCCUCACUUCCAUCUCUCCUUCACUUCCAAUCCCUACCUCUCUGCCCUCUCUUUCCGCACUCUAUAUUUAUUUGUCUCUCUCUGUGCUCGCCCUUCCCCCAUUAUUUACGGGUCUCUCCUCCUUUCAUUUCUCUCUCUCUCAUUCUCACACUUUCAACCUCAGACCGUCAGACCUCCACCGACACAGAGCUGAACUUUGGGAUAGAUGAACCUCUCAGCGAUGAGCGUGAGGACCCUCCAAUUGCCUCGGGACACGGCGAGAUGCGAGUCACUGUACAGACAGCUGCGCAUGAACAACAGUCGAAAGUGAAGAUCGGAAAUAGACCGUACCGUCUGAUCUGCCUACUCUGCCUAGUUACAUCCGCCCUCAUCGUGAUAGUGGUCGGACUCUCGAUCCAUGGUGAGUGGAACGGUCUCCGAGUGCAGUCAGACCGAAUGCACAGCGAUCUCCGUCACCAGUUCACUGAGAUGGAAACGAAGUACAGAUCUGUCAACGAAACCAAGGCUCAAAUCUGUGAAUUGUUGACCAGCAGAAGAGAGCAAACGUGUUCCAAGGACUGGAUGAAAAAUAAAGACCGGUGUUAUUACGUAUCCACGUUUGAAGCAUCUUUCCGCCAAGCGAUGGAAGAAUGUUCAAACCGUGACUCAAGGCUGCUGGAAAUCAAUUCAAGGGAUGAAGCGAGCUUUGCAUCCAACAAACUGUUGUACCGAAACAUUGCACUCUGGAUUGGAAAAUGCGAAAACGGGUGAGAUUUGUACUGA